This is a messenger RNA of Drosophila eugracilis, 834 nucleotides long. RefSeq names its product peptidyl-prolyl cis-trans isomerase. Bases 21 to 704 code for a protein of 227 amino acids. Lineage: Eukaryota; Metazoa; Arthropoda; Insecta; Diptera; Drosophilidae. The transcript is spliced from 2 exons. Gene Ontology annotation, cellular component: intracellular membrane-bounded organelle. Gene Ontology annotation, biological process: protein peptidyl-prolyl isomerization; protein folding. Gene Ontology annotation, molecular function: peptidyl-prolyl cis-trans isomerase activity. The record is from RefSeq and is a predicted model, not a curated record.
GCGGUCGCUCGUCAUACACGAUGGUCUCUUUCGGUGCAACUCUGUUUCGACAGUUUCGGUAUAAGUCGGCAGCGGCAUUUCACAUUGCAGAGUCCGCCAUUUUAACUAAAAAAUCUAUAACCCUAGCUUCGUCAGCGUGCAGUGCGAAUAGGGGUCAGUUGCAAUUUGGAAUUCAGAUUGUUCGCGAAUAUUCGAAAGCGUCGAAGAUGAGUACUUUGCCUAGGGUAUAUUUCGAUAUGACCGCCGAUGGCGAGCCCCUCGGUAGGAUAAUCAUGGAGCUGCGCUCCGAUGUCGUGCCUAAGACCGCUGAGAAUUUCCGCGCCUUGUGCACCGGCGAGAAGGGUUUCGGCUACAAGGGCUCCAUUUUCCACCGCGUUAUUCCCAACUUCAUGUGUCAGGGCGGCGACUUCACCAACCACAACGGCACUGGCGGCAAGUCCAUCUAUGGCAACAAGUUCCCCGACGAGAACUUUCAGCUGAAGCACACCGGCUCCGGUAUUUUGUCGAUGGCAAACGCUGGUGCCAACACGAACGGUUCCCAGUUCUUUAUUUGCACCGUGAAGACCGCUUGGUUGGACAACAAGCACGUUGUUUUCGGUGAGGUCGUCGAGGGCUUGGAUGUGGUCAAGAAGAUCGAAUCUUAUGGAUCGCAAUCGGGCAAGACCUCCAAGAAGAUCAUGGUCGCUAACUCUGGUGCUCUUUAAGAAUGCGUAACAAACGCAAGAUUACAAGAAGAAAAAUCUGUUAAGACGAAAACCAUUUGCAUUUUCUCCAAAACAUUUUUUUUUACCAAUUACUGUAAUAUUACGAAAUACAAUACAACAAUAUUUUCAA